AGUUUCCUUAAUCCAAAUAUCUUCUUCCCCGCAGCAAACUAAACCCGUCAAAUCCGCAUAACAUUAUCACGCUUUAGAACUGAACAUCAUUAGACUCGAAGCUAUAUGUUACAGACUGUGAGGGAUGUGUAACAGAUAAAUGAGUGUGGAAGCGUAGUGUUGUGAGGUGCUGCAGGUUUGGUGGUGGUCAGUGGUUCAGUGGUCGUCGAGCCGUCAUGCAGAGUAGGCUGUGUGUCGUCGCUCUCCUCAUCGCCUAUGUGGUGGUGGUGGCGCGGGCUAGCUGGCUAGAGUGGGCCCAGGCUGACCAACAUGACUCCAACGAGCAGGACGGCCGAGGGAGCGAGGUGGAACACAUGAUGGAGGCCGUCAAGACCGCCUUCCGCGAGCUGAGUUCGAAGCGCAGUACCUGGUACUCCAAGUACCACGCCCUCGCCACCGACGCCGCCAACAACUCCGCCAUCAUCACCGAACUCUUGGGCAUCAGCAGGAUCGCCAUGCCCAUCAUCUGGAACGCGUACAUCGGGAGUCAGUUGACAGAGAGGCUGCAGAAGCUACGCCCGGGGAACGUCAGGACCUUCUCUCCCUCUGCUGGACAUUCCUCCGCAACACAGGGGCUGGAGAUGGUGUCUACCGACCUCACCAACCACCAGGACUUCACAGUCGAGGUCAUACUUAAACUCACUGAGGAAGCUAGUGUGGGUCUGCGCCUGAUGCUGGAGCCAGAGGACGGCCAGGAGCUGAACCGUGACGACGGUGACGUCUUGGUCGACGCUCACUUCAACUGGCAGACUACAGACUCGACCAGUCGAGAAGUGGUGCUCAACGACAAGUACGGAGGAGUAUGGGGCCCCCAGGAGGCCGUGUACGGGGGCCCGAGGUGGCCCAGCCUGGUGGUGGGGGAGAAGUUCCAGCUCUCACUCAUCAAGAAAGGCGAGUGUUUCAGCCUAUUUGUGAGGACGGGCAAGGAUGUGUACCUGCAGGAACCUGCGCUUACCUUGCCUUAUACCUUCUGUCCUCAGGCCAGAAGACAGUCCAAGAUGGCGCGGGAGGCGAGGCGCGUGACGGUGGUGGUUGACGAGGACCACAUCCACGCCGGCGAGCUCCACCUCUACAGUGUCCUCUGGUACUAGUACCUCCCUCUAUAUGUCCCUGAGCCUCGUGGCGUCCCUCUCUAGGUCAUUGAGCCUCGUGGCGUCCCUCUCUAAGUCCCUGAGCCUCGUGGCGUUCCUCUAUAGGUCCCUGAGUCUCAUGGCGUCCCUCUCUAGGUCCCUGAGCCUCGUGGCGUCCCUCUUUAGGUCCCUGAGCCUCGUGGCGUCCCUCUAUAGGUCCCUGAGCCUCGUGGCGUCCCUCUCUAGGUCAUUGAGCCUCGUGGCGUCCCUCUCUAAGUCCCUGAGCCUCGUGGCGUUCCUCUAUAGGUCCCUGAGUCUCAUGGCGUCCCUCUCUAGGUCCCUGAGCCUCGUGGCGUCCCUCUUUAGGUCCCUGAGCCUCGUGGCGUCCCUCUAUAGGUCCCUGAGCCUCGUGGCGUCCCUCUCUAAGUCCCUGAGCCUCGUGGCGUUCCUCUAUAGGUCCCUGAGCCUCGUGGCGUCCUUUUCUUGGUUCCUGAGCCUCAUAGCGUUCCUCUGUAGGUCCCCUUGGCGUCCCUCUGCAGGUCCCUGAGCCUCGUGGCGUCCCUCUAUAGGUCCCUGAGCCUCGUGGCGUCCCUUUCUAGGUCCCUGAGCCUCGUGGCGUCCCUCUCUUGGUCCCUGAGUCUCGUGGCGUCCCUCUCUAAGUCCCUGAGCCUCGUGGCGUUCCUCUAUAGGUCCCUGAGUCUCAUGGCGUCCCUCUCUAGGUCCCUGAGCCUCAUGACGUUCCUCUAUAGGUCCCCUUGGCGUCCCUCUCUAGGUCCCUUAGCCUCGUGGCGUCUCUCUAUAGGUCCCCUUGGCGUCCCUCUUUUGGUCCUUGAGCCUCGUGGCGUCCCUCUAUAGGUCCCUGAGCCUCGUGGCGUCCCUCUGUAGGUCCCCUUGGCGUCCCUCUCCAGGUCCCUGAGCCUCGUGGCGUCCCUCGUUUGGUCCUUGAACCUAGUGGUGUCCCUCUCUAGGUCUCUGAGCCUCGUGGCGUCCCUCUCUAGGUCCCUGAGCCUCAUGGCGUCCCUCUCUAGGUCCCUGAGCCUCAUGGCGUCCCUCUCUAGGUCUCUGAGCCUCAUGGCGUCCCUCUCUAGGUCCCUGAGCCUCAUAUCGUCCCUCUCUAGGUCCCUGAGCCUCGUGGCGUCCCUCUCUAGGUCCCUGAGCCUCGUGGCGUCCCUCUCUAGGUCCCUGAGCCUCAUGGUGUCCCUCUCUAGGUCCCUGAGCCUCGUGGCGUCCCUCUCUAGGUCCCUGAGCCUCAUGGCGUCCCUCUCUAGGUCCCUGAGCCUCAUGGCGUCCCUCUCUAGGUCCCUGAGCCUCGUGGCGUCCCUCUCCAGGUCCCUGAGCCUCAUGGCGUCCCUCUCUAGGUCCCUGAGCCUCAUGGUGUCCCUCUCUAGGUCUCUGAGCCUCGUGGCGUCCCUCUCUAGGUCUCUGAGCCUCAUGGCGUCCCUCUCUAGGUCUCUGAGCCUCGUAGCGUCCCUCUAUAGGUACCUGAGCCUCGUGGUGUCCCUCUAUAGGUCCCUGAGCCUCGUGGUGUCCCUCUAUAGGUCCCUGAGCCUCAUGGUGUCCCUCUCUAGGUCCCUGAGCCUCAUGGUGUCCCUCUAUAGGUCCCUGAGCCUCGUGGCGUCCCUCUCUAGGUCCCUGAGCCUCAUGGUGUCCCUCUAUAGUUCCCUGAGCCUCGUGGCGUCCCUCUCUAGGUCCCUGAGCCUCAUGGCGUCCCUCUCUAGGUCCCUGAUCCUCAUGGCGUCCCUCUCUAGGUCCCUGAGCCUCAUGGCGUCCCUCUCUAGGUCCCUGAGCCUCAUGGCGUCCCUCUCUAGGUCCCUGAGCCUCAUGGCGUCCCUCUCUAGGUCCCUGAGCCUCAUGGCGUCCCUCUCUAGAUCCCUGAGCCUCGUGGCGUCCCUCUCUAGGUCCCUGAGCCUCAUGGCGUCCCUCUCUAGGUCCCUGAGCCUCAUGGCGUCCCUCUCUAGGUCCCUGAGCCUCAUGGCGUCCCUCUAGAUCCCUGAGUCUCAUGGCGUCCCUCUCUAGGUCCCUGAGCCUCGUGGCGUCCCUUUCUAGGUCCCUGAGCCUCAUGGCGUCCCUCUCUAGGUCCCUGAGCCUCAUGGCGUCCCUCUCUAGGUCUCUGAGCCUCAUGGCGUCCCUCUCUAAGUCCCUGAGCCUCGUGGCGUCCCUCUCUAGGUCUCUGAGCCUCAUGGCGUCCCUCUCUAAGUCCCUGAGCCUCGUGGCGUCCCUCUCUAGGUCCCUGAGCCUCGUGGCGUCCCUCUCUAGGUCCCUGAGCCUCGUGGCGUCCCUCUCUAGGUCCCUGAGCCUCAUAGCGUCCCUCUCUAGGUCCCUGAGCCUCAUGGCGUCCCUCUCUAGGUCUCUGAGCCUCGUGGCGUCCUUGUCUAGGUCUCUGAGCCUCAUGGCGUCCCUCUCUAGGUCCCUGAGCCUCAUGGCGUCCCUCUCUAGGUCCCUGAGCCUCGUAGCGUCCCUCUCUAGGUCUCUGAGCCUCAUGGCGUCCCUCUCUAGGUCCCUGAGCCUCAUGGCGUCCCUCUCUAGGUCCCUGAGCCUCGUGGCGUCCCUCUAGGUCCCUGAGCCUCGUGGCGUCCCUCUAGAUCCUUGAGCCUCAUGGCCGCCCUGUCAAGCACCACUAGCGUCAUGGCCGCCCUGUCAAGCACCACUAGCGUCAUGGCCGCCCUGUCAAGCACCACUAGCGUCAUGGCCGCCCUGUCAAGCACCACUAGCGUCAUGGCCGCCCUGUCAAGCACCACUAGCGUCAUGGCCGCCCUGUCAAGCACCACUAGCCUCAUGGCCGCCCUAUCAAGCACCACUAGCGUCAUGGCCGCCCUGUCAAGCACCACUAGCGUCAUGGCGGCCCUGUCAAGCACCACUAGCCUCAUGGCCGCCCUGUCAAGCACCACUAGCGUCAUGGUUGCCCUGUCAAGCGCCACUAGCGUCAUGGCUGCCCUGUCAAGCACCACUAGCCUCAUGGCCGCCCUGUCAAGCACCACUAGCGUCAUGGCUGCCCUGUCAAAUAUCACUAGCACAUUCAGUAAGCAAUAAGUGUCAAGUGGUUGCUAAUGUUAACAAUGACUAGGACUAGUUACUAGGAGCACUUGAAAAAGAACAAAUAGUAACGAAAUCCAAUAACAA
Procambarus clarkii (red swamp crayfish) is the source of this 4229-nucleotide messenger RNA. NCBI's taxonomy places the organism in Eukaryota, Metazoa, Arthropoda, Malacostraca, Decapoda, Cambaridae. The record is from RefSeq and is a predicted model, not a curated record.